AUGGAAAAUUUUGUACAUGAACAAGAUCUAGGUGCAUCUAUAGCUAUUUAUCUUCAAGGUGAAUUAGUUGUCAAUCUCACAGGUGGAUGGGUAGAUGAAUUACGUACUAAAUCCUAUGAUGAUGAUACACUACAAUUAGUAUUUUCGACAACAAAAGGUUUAGUUGCCGUAACUGUUGCACUUUGUGUUCAACGAGGUUUACUUGACUACUCAGCAUUAGUUACAAAAUAUUGGCCAGAAUAUGGACAAAAUGGUAAGGAGAAUACAACAGUCGCUGAUAUACUAUCACAUCGUGCUGGAUUGCCUUACAUAUCGUCUCCAGUUGCACAGUACACCAAUUGGACAGCAAUGAUUCAUACAUUAGAACAACAGAAACCAUUAUGGACUCCAGGAACAACACAUGGUUAUCAUUCAGUUACCUAUGGAUGGCUAGCUGGCGAGCUUGUUCGUCGUGUUGAUCCAAUGAAAAGAUCUUUCGGGCAAUUUGUUAAAGAUGAAAUUGCCGAUCGACUACAGAUUGAAUUUUAUAUAGGUCUGCCACCUGAACUUCAAUAUCGGAUAUCACCAGUUGUUCCUUAUCCAAAUGUGAAGAGUAUAUUGAACGAGACAAUGUUAGUUUAUUUCGACAUAUGGAACGAUCCUCAAAUACAUCAAGCGGAAAUACCAGCUGCAAUUGGAAUGUCAAAUGCUUGGUCGAUUGCACGACUCUAUGCAUCUCUUAUUGGGGAUUUCGACAAUAGAUCUGGAGACAGAUUGCUAGACAAUGGUAUAAUGAAGCUUGCAACAAAGUCAAACACACCUUUAAAUGAAAUAGAUCUUGUCUUCCAAUAUUAUUCCGUAUUUGGCAUGGGUUUUCAUCAAUAUGAUUGGGUUCUUCCAGAUUUUGGACCGGGAACAUUCGGUCAUCACGGAGCUGGUGGAAGUAUUGGGUUUGCAGCACCAGCGAAGAAUUUUUCUUUUGCCUAUGUUAUGAAUCAAAUACAAACGGACCCAUCGAUUAUCAUCGAUCCUCGUUUUGAACCUAUUCUAACUCAGAUUGCAGCAAAAAUGAAUGACCUUUUCUAG
Molecule: messenger RNA, 1065 nt
Organism: Rotaria sp. Silwood2
Lineage: Eukaryota; Metazoa; Rotifera; Eurotatoria; Philodinida; Philodinidae
Source: the annotation of a GenBank genome assembly